This is a messenger RNA of Encephalitozoon romaleae SJ-2008, 3738 nucleotides long. RefSeq names its product helicase DNA-binding protein. The record is from RefSeq and is a predicted model, not a curated record. Gene Ontology annotation, biological process: regulation of gene expression; chromatin remodeling. NCBI's taxonomy places the organism in Eukaryota, Fungi, Microsporidia, Unikaryonidae. The transcript has a single exon. Gene Ontology annotation, molecular function: ATP hydrolysis activity; ATP binding; histone binding. Gene Ontology annotation, cellular component: nucleus; chromatin. The coding region runs from base 1 to 3738 and encodes 1245 amino acids.
AUGGGUUCAGAAAGCGAGAGUACUGCAAGCUCCAUUACCACUAGUGAAGAAUCUAGCGAGAAGAAAGUGAUGCCCAGAAAAAGAGGGAGGCCUAGAAAGAAUGAAAGUAGUAGGCAAGUUCAAAAUCAUUUCAAUCCUAUGCUUUACCAAGCACCACUUGGAUACCAAUAUGCACCAACACUGGGCCCGGGGAUUGCACACAACAUGAUCCCAGGCAUCCCACAUGGGUUCUAUAACACCUUUAAUUUCAGCCAGGGCUAUGGAUAUGGCCCGAGUGUUCCUCUCCAAGAAGAGGACAUAAGGGUUCGUGAGACCAAUGGGUAUCGUGAGAGGAAUGAAGAAAGAAAUGUUUAUAUUCCUGAAAGAAGGCAAAAAAGGAAUGCAGCAAUGGUCAAGAGGGCAUCUGUACCUGAGUCUGAAAGUAGCACGAAUGAAUACAAUGAAGAAUCUGAGGAUGGGAUUGAAAAGUUGCUGAAGUACGAUUCGGAGAAUGAAAGGUACUUCGUGAAAUUCAAAUAUAAGAGUUAUCUCCAUUGUGACUGGGUUCCGAAGGAAGAGAUCAUGGCUACAAAGGUUGGGGCAAUGAAGGUGAAGAAGUUUAGAGCAGUGGAGGUUCCUUUCAACCCCGACUUCCUGAAAGUGGACAGGAUACUUCAUGAAGAUUACGAUGGAGAAAAGGUAUUUUUAGUGAAAUGGAAGAGCCAGCCUUAUGAGUUGUCGACGUUUGAAACUGCUGAAAGUGUGACGAAAUGCGAGGGAUUUGAAGAGGAGCUUAAGAAGUACAGGGAUAGAAAGAAGAUAAGAAACAUGAGGGUUGGGAUUGAUUGGAGGCCUUCAAGAGAGAACUUUAUCAAGUACGAGGAAUCACCUGUGUUUAAAGGAGGAAAUAGGCUUAGAGAGUAUCAGCUUGAGGGGCUUAAUUGGCUGCUGAAUCGAUGGUAUUAUAGACAGAGUUGUAUCAUGGCUGACGAGAUGGGGCUAGGAAAGACUGUUCAGAGUGUGACGUUUAUCAACACGCUCUUUACAAAGUAUGAUUACUGUGCACCUGUGCUUGUUGUGACGCCUCUCAGCAUUAUUCCGCAUUGGGAAAGGGAGUUUGAAGCAUGGACCGACCUGAGGGUAUUAAAGUAUCAUGAAAAUAGACCUGGAAGAGCACUAAUAGCCGAGUAUGAGUUUGUAUUAAAGAAAAAUAAUCUUGAGAUCAGAUUAUUUGAUGUGCUAAUCACAACAUAUGAUACUGUUAUGGCUGAGCAGGAGCAUCUAAGCCAGUUUCAUUUUUCUGUGGGGAUAUUUGACGAGGCCCACCGACUAAAGAAUGCAAAGUCCAAAGCAGCAACUGUGCUGAGGACCUUGAAGUUCAAUCACAAAGUGCUACUAAGUGGAACACCUCUCCAGAAUAACAUUUCUGAGCUGUGGUCUCUACUAAACUUCAUAGACCCUGCGAGGUUUUCAAGCCUUCCACACUUUCUUGGGGAAUUCAAGAUGGAGAAUAUCAAUGACGUUGAAAAGCUUCAAGGGCUUUUAAGACCUCUGAUGCUUCGAAGGAUGAAGGAGGAUGUUGAGAAGUCUAUUCCCACCAAAGAGGAGACUAUUAUUGAGGUUGCCUUAACAAUGAUCCAGAAAAGGUUUUAUCGGGCAAUACUUGAAAAGAACAUCGAGUUUUUGACCAAGGGAGGGAAAGAGUCAGCACCAAAUCUACUAAAUGUUAUGAUGGAGCUGAGAAAGUGUUGUAUACAUCCAUACCUCAUCAAAGGGGCGGAAGAGCAGAUACUCAGUGGAUAUCUCAAGAAGAAGAGAGAGAAGAAUCGAGCAGAGGGGACUGAGAAUGAUAUAACUUUGACUUCUGAAGUAUCGAAUGGAGAUGAGAACCAAGAAGGAGGUAUAAUAAGCGACAUUGAUGAAUACUACAAGGUGUUUAUCCAGAGUAGUGGGAAGCUUGUUCUUUUGGAUAAGCUUUUGGGAAAGUUGAAGGAUGGGCACAAAGUGCUUAUUUUUUCCCAAAUGACUAGAUGUUUAGAUCUUCUUGCAGAGUAUCUUACAUAUCGAAAGUAUAAGUAUGAGAGGAUUGAUGGAGGAGCCAGAACCGAGAAUAGGCAAGCAGCAAUUGACAGGUUCAGUGACAAGACAAGUGACGUCUUUGUAUUUCUUUUGAGUACUCGUGCCGGUGGAGUGGGAAUCAAUCUUACUGCUGCUGAUACGGUGAUCAUCUUUGAUUCUGAUUGGAAUCCCCAGAAUGAUCUUCAGGCACAAGCCCGAUGCCAUAGAAUCGGGCAGACAAGCGAAGUAAAAGUGUACAGGUUAGUGACAGAGAACACAUAUGAAAGAGAGAUGUUUGACAAAGCAGGAUUGAAAUUGGGACUUGAUCGGGCUGUGCUUCAAAGAAUGACGUUUGAAGAACACAAAAGUGAGAAGACCCGGAAGAAGGAUGCUAUAGAAACCCUUCUACGGAAAGGAGCUUAUGGGGUUCUGAUGGAGACCGAUGAUGCAUCCAGUAGAAAGUUUUGUGAAGAAGACAUUGAUCAGAUUCUUGAGAGAAGGACGAAGAUUGUGAAGCAUUCUGAUGGAGGAAACGUGUUUUCAAAGGCGUCAUUUCAGGUUGAGGAGGAUAUCGAUGACCCUGACUUCUGGGAGAAUCUUCUUAGUAAGAAAAAAAGCGAAGAAAGUGAAGGAAGAAUUAAGAGGCAGAUGAGGAGGCUUGCCAGAGAGGGAGGAUUGACACAAGAGAAUAUUUCUGAGAUUGAUAAGCUUUUGAAUACAAAGCUUGAAGAUGAGGAUGAAAAUGUGUUUUAUGAAAACCAAUGUCUACUUAUAUUUCUUGGGGUUCUUAGAUUUGGGCCCAGGUCUGUUGGGCUUGAGAUUCCUAAGCUGGAGAAAAAAGACUUAAAGAUGGAUGAUAAGAUACAUGUAUUGCCUCAAUCAAGGCACUUCAAGGAUACAGCCACAUACUUCAGAUAUAUUGUGAAGUAUGUUGUUGAUCAGUUUCAGAGCACAAAGAUAAGAUCUGACUUUUCUGAUGGGAUAGAAGAGUUUCUUGUCGACAACUAUGAUCCUUCACUAUUUUCAAAGUUUGAGGAUGUAUAUAAGAAGUAUGGAGAAAGGUUUCUAUUACGGGUCCAAGUGGUUAUGAUUUUAGACUCUCUCCUGAAGACAGAAGAUCUUUCAGUGGAGAAAGUCCGAGGGUGGACCAGCGAUGAUGACAAGAUGCUUGUCAAGUUGAUACUGAACCACGGGUAUGGUUGCUAUCCUGAAACGAUUAGAAAUAAGAGUGUGGAGGACAUGAACCAGCGGGUUAGAAAGAUUGUUUCCACAUUGAGUAGGAAGAAAGAAGUUCGUGAAGACGACAACCUGUUCCAUAAGGCCAUAAUGAUGUUUGGGCGAAUAACUGAUGAUAACAGGGAGAGCAUAAUUGAAUUUCUGGGGGACAAAGACAUAGAAGGACUUGAAGAGACUAUUAACCGGAUAUUAGGGGAAUCUAAAAGACACAAGCUUAGUAGCUCUGAGACCGAGUGCCUCGAUAGAAUGAAUUGGUUCAGCAGCCUAAAGUCCAUGGUAAAGAUUCCUCAACCCAAAAGAGGAAUUCUUCCGAAGAAUUGGAAUAUCAAAACAUUGUCAGAGCUGCGUAAUGAGCUGCUGGCUAAAGGAAUUGCUUCUGCUGGGGAGCGGUUUGGCGUUAGUGAGGAGUUUAUAGUGAAGAAGUUCGAGGCUCUGUUUUCCUCUAGUAGGUCUACACAAAAUUAA